AGCGUAAAGAAAAAAAUUAAAUUAAAAACAAACAUCGGUGAAAUAAAAAAACAGAAAAAGAGGAGAAGACCGAUUCUUCUGCUGCAAACGCCAAGUUCCGGCGCGGCGUUAGGGCGACACGGGAAUCUUCGUGUAUUCUUUCUGGUUUUCUCUUCUCUGUUAAUCGAUGUUUUAGGAUUCUCUAUAUCUUCAAUUUGUUGUUCGGACGUUAUUUUUGGCUGAAGAACAAGGGGGAUUGUUAUUAUUGCCCGUUCCGGUUCCGGUUCCGGCUCCGUUUUUUGUCUGUCCUGUUUGGAGGUUGAAUUUGUGAGCUGAAAGCUCCUGUUUCAAUGUCGGCAAUCUCGAUUUGCAGGCCGGAGUUUUUGGGAUCCGUCCGAUAUGGAUACCGGAACCUUAAAUUUCAUAAAAAUGUCGCCUCGUGGUCUAUGAAGAUGGAUUCUAAAUCGCCUCAAACGGUGAAGGAAGAUAUUUCUAUUCAGAUUUCAACGCCACUGUUGCUACCGAAGUCGAAACCAUCGACGCCAAACGAAUUACGGUUCAAUCGGCCGCCGCCAGGUGAUCAAGAUUUAGUUCACAAAAAAAGAUUGGAAUUCGGUCAAUUUGUAGCCAGGGAGGCCGUGCUUGAUGAAGAAUUGUGGACAGCGGCAUGGCUUCGGGCUGAAAGUCAUUGGGAGAAUCGAAAAAAUGAACGAUAUGUUGAUAGCUUCAAAAGGAAAUUUGCAGAACAGGAGUUCAAUGCCAUUAAAAGAAGAUGUAGUGGGCUUGGACAGUCAUGCACAUGCAUUGUCACGGUAAGCAAGGAACAGAAGCAUAUAAAACGCACGGUGAUUAAAAGCGUCGUAGCCACUCUUGAUAUGAGCUUGCGGCAUUUGAUGCAUGGCGAGACUUUUCCAGGGGAAAGAGAGAAGAGCCAUGUAUGCAGCAUCAACAAAGAGAUACCAAAUAAAUAUGCAUAUGUUUCAAACUUAUGCGUAUCGAAAGCAGCACGUCGUCAGGGCGUUGCUAGCAAUAUGUUGAAGUUUGCAGUUGAAACAGCCAGAUCCAGUGGUAUCGAACAGGUAUACGUGCAUGUACAUAGAAACAACACACCUGCCCGACUAUUGUACGAAAAGAUAGGCUUUGAGGUGGUCGAAAUAGCAAGCUCACAAUUGUUGGAAGAACAAACUUACCUUCUAUGUAUUAACACACGGAAGCUUGACAAUGCAUAUUGGUGUUGAUAUUCAUUCAUAAGGUACUUGUACUGACAUUGGAACUCACAAAAAGUGGUGAGUGCAAUGAAAUUUGGGGUGUUAAAGUAAUACUCUACCAUUCAUGUAGCGUACAUAUUCUUUGCAAUGUUUCUGCCAAAAAAAGUCCCUUGCACUCAUAGUUCAGUUCAUACACGAGUACAAAAAGGUUUCUUCUUAAUUUUAAAAAAAGCUUGCACAAGUGAAAGGUUGGAGACUGACAAACACACCUGAAAACAUCCAAAGAGUUGGGUGCACUUUAGAGCCUCAAUAGUCAGUUUUCGACACCAAGAUAGGUCGAGACUAAGCAAAUUCUUAGAACAGGUAAGCAAAAUUGCUGUGCAGUGGCUAACCUCCACAAACCCAUAUGUAACAGCCCAAGCUUACCGCUAGCAGAUAUUGUUCUCUUUGGGUUUUCCCUCAAGAUUUUUAAAACGCCUUUGCUAGGGCGAGAUUUACACACUCUUAUAAAGAAUGUUUCGUUCCUUCUCCAACCAAUGUGGGAUCUCACACUAUAAUUGUCCCAAUCAUUAAGGAAAACCGGCAUCUUCCAUCAACUCAACUUUAAAAUCAUUAAUUACUAGCCUAACUUGGUCCAGAAUGACCAGAAAAGCGAAGACAACCAUGAUGGAAUUAUGGACUAACAUUUCCAAAUUCAUUUAUGAAACACAACAGAAAAUAUAUAGCUAUAUCCCAUGAACUUUUCUAGGCUACUGUUCUAUAAUAGUCUUUAUAUCUAUUGAUUCAAGGAAAAAGAGAGAUGGGAAAUGGGGAAAGGGAGUUAAAUACAUACCCUCUUGACAUUGUUCAAUGAAAGUCCAAAUUCUGUUUAGAAAUCAGCCAAAAUUGCAGAUUUUAGUACCUCUAAUCUGCCAAGUGUGAAAGCGUAGUGAAAAAGUUCUGAACAAAUGAUUAUAUAAACUGCUAGAAUAUCUAAAGCUCGUUUCUGAUUUGGCUUGUAUGGAUUUAUUGGUCAAUUUCCUGCAUCCAAAACAAAAAAAGAAUCAUACACAUUGGUUAAAAUGAGUUCCUUCAAACUUUGUCCCCCGUCGGUCCGAUGUUCUUGGAUGAACUCGUCACGAACAUCUCCAAUUCCUGUUACUAACACCACUUCCAAACUUUAAAGCUUCUUCCUUACAGAAAUCAUUAGAAUUGGAUGAAUCUGUAGGUAAUCGUAAAGAUACAAUUCCCUUCUGAGGAGGGAGCACUGGUUGAUAUUAAAGAAUGCAAUGCAGGAGAAGAAGACACAAGUGCAGCGACACCAACGUCAGAAAGAUGAUAAGCACGGGACAACAAGAUGGCCGAGAAGUUGAGCAUUUUCGGAGAAUCAUAGCCGACUAAGCUUCUGCCUGCAAGCAUCUGGGACAAGUUCCAGUGAAGAAAUUGCCCUCAGCAGACCCGUAUGCACAAAUCUCUCAACGAGGGAGGCAAAAGCUAUGCCAGUUAGGGAGCCAUUCAAACUGGUGCAGACCAUUCGCUCAAUCACUAGCGAUCUUCAUUGCAGUAGAGAAGGGCCCAGGCCAGUCUUUAGCUCUCAGCGCCAGUUCUUAGGACCAUCAUCGACCAGAUGUGCAGUGCCUGAAGCCUCGGCUUGUAUGGAGCAAUAGAACUUCUGUAACCAAUGUGUCCUUUCACCAUUUUGUUCAACAGCAUCUCCUUUGCAAUGUAGCCAUUAGCGUCCAUAUCCCUUCCAUCUUUGUAACUUUGGUUUACCUUCAAUAACUAUUCCCUUCGGUCUUUCCACGAACGA
Cucurbita maxima (winter squash) is the source of this 2976-nucleotide messenger RNA. RefSeq lists its product as uncharacterized. The transcript is spliced from 9 exons. The record is from RefSeq and is a predicted model, not a curated record. Gene Ontology annotation, molecular function: acyltransferase activity, transferring groups other than amino-acyl groups. Bases 330 to 1217 code for a protein of 295 amino acids. Lineage: Eukaryota; Viridiplantae; Streptophyta; Magnoliopsida; Cucurbitales; Cucurbitaceae.